AUGGGCUUCCGGUAUACCUUUGGGAUUGCCCUUUUCGCAGCAAUCGGGACAUUUCUCUUCUUAUAUGAAACACCCAUCCAAUGGACUCACAGGCGCCGUAAGUCUGCAGAUACAGUCUAUCCCGAUCAGUAUCGUGCCACUGACAAGAACAAAAAGGUUGUUGCUGUGUAUAUAGCAGGGGAGGCUGUUGGUGCCCUUACUCAGACCUUCAUUGGCGACAAACUUGGGCACAUUCGGUUCAUGCAGUUCAUGUGUGUGGUGGUCACCGUUGGGACAUCCAUACAAACAGCUUCUGUGAAUAUUGGAAUGUUCCUUGCCGGGCGUGCUUUGGCAGGCUAUGCUGUAGGCGGGCUAGUUGGCACUGUUCCCAUAUACCUCAGUGAAGUUUCUGCACCGCAUCAAAGGGGGCUUAUUGGCGGUAUAUCUGGUUGUGGUAUUGCAUUGGGAACUAUGAUGUCUAACUGGGUGGGCUUUGCGUGUUCCUAUGCCCCUUAUGGUCCAGUGCAAUGGCGUCUCCCUCUCAGCAUCCAGAUCCCCUGGGGAAUAAUCUUGUUCAUCGGCCUUGCUACCUUCAUGCCAAACUCCCCUCGUCAACUCCUGAGAAUUGGCAUGGUGGAUGAGGCGCGUGCUGCUUUCCUGAAGAUUCGCCGUGAUUACGACUUAAAUGAGUCUAUCGAGGAAUUUACAUUGAUGAAGGCACAGAUCGAGUACGAGAUGAGGAGAGAAGUUACUUCCAUCCGUGAGGUCUUCAACCUGUUCAAAAAUCGAGCUCUUGUCUCCAUUGCCGUUCAGACUAUGACUAGUCUCACUGGUGUCAAUGUCAUCCAGUACUAUCAGACUGCUGUGUAUGGCACCGUUGCUUUUCUCUCAAAUUUUAUCACCACUUUAUACCUUACCGAUCAAUGGGGCCGCCGGAAGAUGAUUCUCUCAGGCUUAUCUGGGGUUAUCUUGGUAGAAAUAUACGCUGCAGUCAUGCAACGGACAUUUCAAAACACAAACAACCAAGUUGGAAAGGGGUUUUCCAUCCUGGGAAUCUACCUCUUCGUUGUCAAUUAUUGUAAGAGCCCAAAUCAAAUUUACAUCUUAGACAUACUUGAUACUAAAGGUUCUCGGUUAGAUGGCAUGCUUAACAGCACCACCUGGCUAUAUGGAGCGGAGGUCCUACCUGUGUCCCUUAGAAGCAAAGUGAUGGGUCUUGCUUCUGCCUCUCACUUUAUAGUUAAUGUUGGCAUUACUGAGGCUGGCCCAAGUGCUUUUGCAAAUAUUAAAGAAAAUUAUUACUACGUUUUUGUUGCCUGCACUCUGUUUUUUCUCAUUGUUGGAUAUUUCUACUUUCCAGAAACCAAACACAAAUCUCUCGAGGAAAUCGCAACAUCAUUUGGUGAUAAGGUUGUGGGUGUUUCUGGUAGUGACUUUGAGACCGAACGAGAAGUAAUGGCGAAACAACCGGCUAUCCAACAUGUCGAGGCGCACUCUACCGCAUCGACAACCGUCUAA
Molecule: messenger RNA, 1497 nt
Organism: Trichophyton benhamiae CBS 112371
Lineage: Eukaryota; Fungi; Ascomycota; Eurotiomycetes; Onygenales; Arthrodermataceae
Product: MFS sugar transporter, putative
Exons: 7
Coding region: 1-1497 (498 amino acids)
Biological process (GO): carbohydrate transport; transmembrane transport
Cellular component (GO): membrane
Molecular function (GO): carbohydrate:proton symporter activity
Source: RefSeq, a predicted model, not a curated record